Merops nubicus (carmine bee-eater) is the source of this 661-nucleotide messenger RNA. It is a transcript of the gene MOB2, whose product is annotated as MOB kinase activator 2. The record is from RefSeq and is a predicted model, not a curated record. The annotation marks the transcript as partial. Lineage: Eukaryota; Metazoa; Chordata; Aves; Coraciiformes; Meropidae. The transcript is spliced from 4 exons. Gene Ontology annotation, cellular component: nucleus; cytoplasm. Gene Ontology annotation, molecular function: protein kinase activator activity. Gene Ontology annotation, biological process: positive regulation of protein phosphorylation; signal transduction.
CUGCUCACCAACAGCCAAAAUAACCUUUCUUCUCUCUUUUCAAUCUCUUGCAGGAAGUCCAAGGGAAAGCCAAAUGGUAAAAAGCCAGCACCAGAAGAGAAGAAACUUUACCUAGAGCCAGAAUACACCAAAUCCAGAAUUACUGACUUCGAAUUUAAGGAGCUAGUGAUGCUACCACGAGAAAUAGACCUCAACGAGUGGCUAGCCAGCAACACAACAACUUUCUUCCACCACAUCAACUUACAGUAUAGUACAAUCUCAGAGUUCUGUACAGGAGAGUCAUGUCAGACCAUGGCAGUGUGCAAUACACAGUACUACUGGUAUGAUGAGCGGGGGAAGAAGAUCAAGUGCACUGCUCCUCAGUACGUCGACUUCGUCAUGAGCUCGGUGCAGAAGCUCGUGACCGACGAGGACGUCUUCCCAACAAAAUAUGGCAAGGAAUUCCCCAACUCCUUCGAGUCCCUAGUGAAGAAGAUCUGCAAGUACCUGUUCCACGUGCUGGCCCAUAUCUACUCCUCCCACUUUAAGGAGACUUUGGCACUGGAGCUGCACGGACAUUUAAACACUCUCUACACACACUUUAUCCUAUUCAUCAGGGAGUUCAACCUGGUGGACCCUAAAGAGACCACCAUCAUGGAUGACCUCACAGAGGUCCUCUGCA